This is a messenger RNA of Podarcis raffonei (Aeolian wall lizard), 2655 nucleotides long. Its product is annotated as zinc finger protein 586-like. The transcript is spliced from 4 exons. NCBI's taxonomy places the organism in Eukaryota, Metazoa, Chordata, Lepidosauria, Squamata, Lacertidae. Gene Ontology annotation, biological process: regulation of transcription by RNA polymerase II. The record is from RefSeq and is a predicted model, not a curated record. Gene Ontology annotation, molecular function: DNA-binding transcription factor activity, RNA polymerase II-specific; RNA polymerase II cis-regulatory region sequence-specific DNA binding. The coding region runs from base 94 to 2298 and encodes 734 amino acids.
UGCAUAUUUUUUUUUCUCCCCCAUACAGAAGCUCAGCGCACCCACCUUGAUCACGGUAGUUCAUUCUGGAGUUUUCCGGGAGUUUGCCCCGGGAUGAAAAUGGAAAGGGAUGUUCCCGACGGCAGUACGCAAAGGGAAAGCCCUGGGAAAUCCAUUUGCGACAAUGUAAACUGCAAACCCAGGAUGGGCUUCGAGGGAGAAAGUGAAUCCCCUGAAGCAGUGCAUUGUGGGGGAUUGCACCGGAGAGCAACUCUGCGGCAGGUGAAGGAGGAGCCGGAAGAUGGUUUGGCUCAAUCCUGGGAAGCCCAGUGGCAGGAGUUUUUGAAGACGGUAGAGUCCCCUCACUCUGAACGGGGAGCUCCCCAGUUGCCGGAGGAGCCCACCCCCUGGGACGACGCCAAGGGCUUUCUGGCUUCCUUCGAGCAAGUGGCCCAAGCCUGCCGGUGGCCCAAGGCCGAGUGGACGGUCCGUCUGCUGCCGGCCCUCAGCGGGGAAGCCGAGCUGGCCUUCAGCAGCCUGGAGGCCGGAGACAAGGAGAAUUAUGGGAAAGUGAAGGCCAUCAUCUUGCGAUGGGAUGCCCUCACAAGGGAGAGGUGGCGCCAGCACUUCCGCUGCUUCCGCUACCAGGAGGCCGAGGGGCCGCGAGGGGUUUGCGGGCAGCUCCAAGAGCUCUGCCGCCAGUGGCUGAAGGUGGAGAGGCACACCAAGGAGCAGAUCCUGGAGCUGCUGAUCCUGGAGCAGUUCCUGACCGUCCUUCCGCCGGAGAUCCAGAGCUGGGUGAGGGAGCACAGCCCGGAAACCUGCUCCCAGGCGGUGGCCCUGGCCGAGGAGUUCUUGUUGAGGCAGCGAGAGGCCGAGAGACUGGAUAACCAGGUAUUAUUUGAUGAGGACGAGGAGGAAGAGGGUUCGUCUGAGGUUGACCAAGCUCCUCCUGAUGCUGCGCAGAGGCUGGCCAACGUGGAAACCAAGCAGGAAGAUGGCAGCCACUACGAUGGGGAUCCGUGCCCAUCGGCAGGCAAAGGAUGGAUGACCGCAGAUGAGGAGGAGAAAUAUCUGCCCGAAGGUUCUGACAUGGUUGCGCCACGUGGGACUUCAGCAUGGAAAGAGAGUCUUUCCCCGUGUCACGAGCUCAAUAGUUCCUCAGCAAGUCAGGAAAGAACGAGGUGCUGUCAGGAAAUCCGCCCAGCACAGGAAGCAGAACUAUCCAUUUCCUGUGGGGAAGGUCCCCAGGUCCCCAGUGAACCCACGAUCCAAAUAGAGAUUGAUGCCGAUGAUGUGGGGGAGAACGAGGAAGAACAGGAAUUACCUGGGAUAUUGUCUGGAAGAGAUGGGCAUGCACAGUUGAAGGAGAUCCUUUGGAAUCGAGAUGGACCACAGAUGGAGGAUGGCAACCACACAGGGAAAAAGAAACACCAAUCCAUCCCUUAUCAGGAUGGGAACUUUUAUGACAUCCCAGAUCAACAAGAACAGGCCGAAAACAGGAGGGUCAAGGGCCUUGAUAUUUGUUGGAGAAUACACACAGAAGAGAAACCAGAACAGACCUUAGUGUUUGGGAAGAGCUUCACUGAGGGCGGAAAUCUUCCGGAAUUUCAAAUGCUCUGUGAAGAGCAGAAAACGUACAAAUGCUUUGUGUGUGGAAAGUGCUUCACACGGAGUACCAACCUUACUUCACAUCAAAGAAUCCACACAGGGGAGAAGCCCUAUGGCUGCCCAGACUGUAGCAAAAGGUUUUCUAGUCAGUCAGAUCUUAUUAAGCAUAAGAGAAUUCACAGAGGAGAGAAACCGUACAAAUGCUUUGUGUGCGGGAAGAGCUUUAGCCAGGGUGGGCACCUAACCUCGCACCAAAGAAUCCACACAGGGGAGAAGCCCUAUAAAUGCUUGGAGUGUGGGAAGAACUUUAGCAAGAACACCAACCUUACUCUGCAUCAGAGAAUCCACACAGGGGAGAAACCAUACAAAUGUCUAGAGUGUGGGAAGAGCUUCACUUGGAAUUCAAACCUUACCUCCCACCAGAGAAUUCAUACAGGGGAGAAGCCGUUCAAAUGCUCAGAUUGUAGCAAGAGCUUCUGCAAUCACUCGACGCUUAUUAAGCACAUGCGAAUCCACACAGGGGAGAAGCCCUAUAAAUGCUUUGUGUGCGCAAAAAGCUUCAGUCAGAGCUCUAGCCUCACGGCACACAAGAGAAUCCACACGGGGGAGAAACCGUAUAAGUGUUCUGAAUGUGGAAAGAGCUAUAGCAAAAACACAAAUCUUAUUUCACACCAGAGAAUUCACACAGUGGGAAAACUGCAUAAGUAAAUUGUUGCAUUAAUGCUUGUAGGAAGAGCCCUCGAUGUAUACCUAUAGGGAAAACCAUAGAAAUUAAACUUUCUACACAUGAAGAAAUCCAGCUACCAUCUUAUUAGAUAUUCACACACAGAAGUUGCAUAAAUGUCUAGAUGUCUGGAGGUCAAGUUAUAAGUCGUGGGAAACCAUACGAGUGACAGUGGACAAAACUGAGGGGGGAUUGAGCAACUUCCAUUGUUUCUCCACCAGUCAGUUAAAAUGUAAACGGGAUAGUAAUUUUGGGGGGCCGUUUUUUUCCUAGAUAGAUAUUUCUUUUUGUCAGCAUUAUGCAAGCUACAUUGAAAUAAAGGUUUCUUCCAGGUUUUUCAA